AUGGAGUAAAUUAUCUUCAGGACAGAACAAGUAUCAGACUCUCCAGAAACAUGUUAUGGACAAUAUUCUUACUACUCAAUGGAUUGCUUAUACUAGUUCUACUUUACUCCACUCGCACAAGGAAAAAAAAUGAGCCACCUCUGGACAAAGGUUUAAUUCCAUGGCUGGGUCACGCUCUUGUGUUUGGAAAAGAUGCUGCAAAGUUUUUGGCCAAGAUGAAAGAAAAACAUGGGGAUAUAUUCACGGUCUGUGUUGCUGGGCAUUACGUGACGGUGCUGUUGGACGCAAACUCUUUCGAUGCCGUGCUGAAUGACACAGUCUGCUUGGACCUCACUCGCAGCAGAAACCAGCUCCUAAAAAGGAUCUUCAGUCUGCAGCUGCCGAGCAUGAAACCUGCAGCAGAGAGGAAAUGGAUGGAAACGCAUUUUCAAGGCCUCCAUCUUUUCAAACUCAGCAGUUCCAUGAACACUCAUCUACAGAACCUGCUGCUGAGUGACCAGAAAGGAUGCAGCCCUUCAGAGUGGAGACAGGAUGGACUCUUUAGCCUUUGUUACAGCCUGCUCUUCAGGGCUGGUUAUCUUACAUUGUUUGAGAGGAAAGACAACACUUCUACAGUCUACAAAGAGUUCCGCCAGUUUGACAGUCUUCUCACCAAAUUAGCUCGCUGCUCACUCAAACGAGGGGAAAGCAAAAUAGCCAACUUAUCCCGGGAGCGACUGUGGGAACUGCUGUCGCCAGACUGGGAGAGCAAAGAGUCAGAGUCAAACUCCUGGCAGCAGAGCUACCGUCAUUUCCUGCAAGAGGAGGGAGUGGAUGCAGAAAUGCAGAAAAGAGCUUUACUCUUGCAGCUGUGGACUACACAGUGUAAUGCUGGACCUGCUGCCUUUUGGCUCCUUGGCUUCCUGCUCACUCACCCUGAGGCCAUGGAGGCUGUUAAAUCAGAGAUCAGACGCCUUACUCUCCAGGACACUUCCCUACAGCAUCCCCCCAUCAACCCACUAGAAGCACACAGCACACCUGUGCUUGAUAGCGUUCUGAGUGAGACCCUACGGCUCACCGCUGCUGUAAUGAUCAGCAGAGAGGUGGUGCAGGAAAAGAUCCUGCACAUGGCCAGCGGACGAGAGUACCACCUCCGACGGGGGGACAAAGUGUGUCUUUUCCCUUUUCUCAGCCCUCAAAUGGACCCACAGAUACACCAAGAACCACAGAUUUUCAAGUAUGAUCGCUUCUUAAAUGAAGAUAUGACAGUGAAGGAUAAAUUCUACAAGGAUGGGAAAAGGCUGAAGUAUCACACCAUGCCCUGGGGUGCAGGGAGAAACAUGUGUGUUGGGAGAGAGUUUGCGGUUAAAGCCAUUAAACAAUUUGUGUUCUUGCUCUUGACCCAUCUCGAUCUGGAGAUGUGCGACCCGGAGGCAAAGCUACCACCAGUUAAUCCUUGUCGCUACAGCUUUGGGAUGCUCCAGCCGGAUGGAGAUCUGCAGGUCCGAUACAGACUGAAGAGGACACAGCAUGAAAUCUAACUUGAUAACUUGAUUAACUGUAAAAAGAAAUUUUGUUUGAUAAACCUUUUAAUCGUAUGUACUUUUGCACUAUUUAUUCUAUGUUAUAUUUACUCAGU
Molecule: messenger RNA, 1618 nt
Organism: Morone saxatilis (striped sea-bass)
Lineage: Eukaryota; Metazoa; Chordata; Actinopteri; Moronidae
Gene: ptgis
Product: prostaglandin I2 (prostacyclin) synthase
Exons: 10
Coding region: 51-1520 (489 amino acids)
Biological process (GO): prostaglandin biosynthetic process
Molecular function (GO): heme binding; monooxygenase activity; prostaglandin-I synthase activity
Source: RefSeq, a predicted model, not a curated record